This is a messenger RNA of Eriocheir sinensis (Chinese mitten crab), 1401 nucleotides long. RefSeq lists its product as uncharacterized. Gene Ontology annotation, molecular function: nucleic acid binding; RNA-DNA hybrid ribonuclease activity. NCBI's taxonomy places the organism in Eukaryota, Metazoa, Arthropoda, Malacostraca, Decapoda, Varunidae. The transcript has 3 exons. Bases 1 to 1401 code for a protein of 466 amino acids. The record is from RefSeq and is a predicted model, not a curated record.
AUGGAGGAGCUGAUGAGCGUUGACUACGGAGAGGGGGCUAAGCUCCUCUGCUAUGCUGACGACCUUGCCCUAGUCCUGAACCACCGAACCUGUCUCCAUCAAGUUCCACACGCCCUCAACCAGCUCAACAGGAAGUGCACAGAACUAGGGCUCAAGAUCAACUUUGAGAAGACCAAGGUCAUGCCAGUUGGCAUGCCUUCCCCUGAACGGCCCUUCCAAAUAGCAAACCAGGACCUCGCUUACACUACCACCCACCAGUACCUGGGUGUCUGGCUGGACAGUCACCUUCGGUUCGGCACUCAGUUAGAGGUGGCACAAAAUGACGCUCUCCGGGUCAUCCUAGGAGCCCCGCCAUGGACUCGCCUGACCAACCUUCGCCUGGAAAGUGGCUUCCCAUCAUUCCACCACCGCAUCCUUGCCCGAACAUCCACUGUAGUUGGGAAGUUCAUGAAGCAGCAACCACACGGCACAGUCUCCACACAGCUGCUUCAUGCCUUCCAGAGACCACCACAAGCCACUCCAGACGGGGACUGGAUACAUGAUGCCGCCGACGCAGUCCGUCACUUGGAAGUGGAGAGGCUUGUCUGCAGUGGCUCAGACCUGCCACACCCUGACUACCACUCCCCUCCACCCUGGGUUCCUGGUCCAUUCCAGAUGAGCCUCCCUACCACCUCAGCUCCUAGGGCCUCUCACCCCAUCACCCUCCGCCAAGAGGCUUUGCAGCGCGUGGCUUCCAUGGACAACAGGACUGCCAGCCACUACUACACCGAUGGCUCGCUGGGCGCCGAUGGGUCUGUGGGGGCUGCCUUCGUGUGCGGAACCCAGACAGGACUGUGGCGCCUGCCACCGCAAGUCUCCAUCCUGCAGGCAGAACUGGCAGCCAUCCUCUGUGCCCUGCGUCACGCUACUGCCGAUAUGAACACCACCAUCAUCAUCCACUCCGACUCGCUGUCAGCCCUCAAGGUCCUGCAGGCAAUGAGCGUCAGAGACUACACUCGGCUCAUAACCACCAUCCUCCAUGAAGCCAACACCCUUGUCUCACUGGGCAAGAACAUCAUCCUGGACUGGGUGCCAAGCCACGUUGGUCUGAGAGGGAACAAGAAGGCUGACCGUGCUGCUGCCACGGCUCGGUCCCUUCCACAGAUCACUUUCCCCCUUGCCCCCAGCCUGUCCUACAUUAAGAACAAAGCAUCCCAGGCGGCCCUCUCACUCACCCGACUAGAACAUGAGGCCGUCCUGGCUCAGGGCUCUGCCUCUGCCUCGUGGAACAGCACGGCCACCCACCACAAGCCUCUCCACCCUGACGACGACACGGCUCCCCAGACAGCAGAAGAGCGAGUGAGCCUCACCCAAGACUCCACCCUGGCAGAGGUGCUGGCAAAAUUCCCACCUCCUCGAUAA